AUGAUGGCAGAACAGGAAAAGCCACAGAAGCGGGUGAGGUUCCGCUUGGCUUCGGGGAACAGCGGCAGGGUGCUGAAGGAGAUGUUCAAGGAUGAGGGGCCCUCAGACUCCCUGGAUUCAGACUGCACCAGCAGCUCUGAUGCUGAGCGGGCUAGUACCCCCUCUACAAAUGGAGAUGCACAUGGAUACCUGGGCUCCGAGCUGGAUGAUAGUGAGAGUGAGCCUGAUGAUCUGCUCUUGUAUGCUGGGGCCACCAAGGACUGGAUGUUCACAACCAAGAGGAUUAACAUACUCAGUAAAAAUGGGACUGUGAGAGGGGUCAAGCACAAAGUCAGCGCAGGUCAGACACUGUUUGAAAACCUUCCCAAUUCCAACAGUUUAUCUCUUGAGUUUGGGCGGAUAGUGAUCUACACAACAAGCUUUCGUGUGGUCAGGACAACCUUUGAGCGCUGCGAGCUGGUCAGAAAGAUUUUCCAGAACCACAGGGUGAAAUUUGUAGAGAAGAACAUUGCCCUGGACAGCGAGUAUGGAAAAGAGCUAGAGGAGCGGUGCAAGCGUGUGGGAGAACCUCCUUCUUUACCAGUUGUGUUCAUUGAUGGACACUAUCUUGGGGGAGCUGAGAAAAUACUCAGCAUGAAUGAAUCAGGAGAGCUUCAAGAUCUUCUGACAAAAAUUGAGAGGGUACAGCAUCCCCAGAUGUGCCAGACCUGUGGGGGCUUUGCCUUCAUCCCAUGCCUAAUGUGCCAUGGCAGCAAGAUGUCCGUGUUUCGCAACUGCUUCACGGAUUCCUUCAAAGCCCUCAAGUGCACUUCCUGCAAUGAGAACGGCCUGCAGCCUUGUGUGAGCUGCAGCCAGUGAAGAUGUCAAGUGCCUGACCCAA
Molecule: messenger RNA, 880 nt
Organism: Monopterus albus (swamp eel)
Lineage: Eukaryota; Metazoa; Chordata; Actinopteri; Synbranchiformes; Synbranchidae
Gene: grxcr1a
Product: glutaredoxin and cysteine rich domain containing 1 a
Exons: 4
Coding region: 1-858 (285 amino acids)
Biological process (GO): sensory perception of sound
Source: RefSeq, a predicted model, not a curated record